UUCCUGCGUUGUUUGGGGACAGAAGGAAGAUGGCGGCGGCCCCGCUGUACUGUGUCUGCCGGCAGCCCUACGAUGUGAGCCGGUUUAUGAUCGAAUGCGACAUCUGUAAAGACUGGUUCCACGGCAGCUGUGUGCAGGUAGAAGAGCAUCAGGCCACAGACAUCGAUGUUUACCACUGUCCCAACUGCGAUGUGGUACAGGGACCCUCCCUGAUGAAAAAACGCAACAACUGGCACAGGCAUGACUACACAGAGCCAGACGACGGAUCCAAACCGGUGCAGGCCGGCACUCCACUGUUUGUCAAGGAGCUACAAAGCAAGACCUUUGCCAGCGGUGAGGAGAUCAUGAUGCGGAUGAAGGGCGAGCAGGUGACCCCCAGGUACCUGGAGAGACACGGCUUCCACUACCCCAUCCAGGUCACUGAGAUGGAAGGACUCGGACUCAAACUUCCAAGUCCUACCUUCUCUGUGAAAGACGUGGAGCAGUACGUGGGAGGGGACAAAGUCAUCGACGUGAUAGACGUGGCCCGGCAGGCGGACAGCAAAAUGAAGCUCAGCGAGUUCAUCAAGUAUUUCACCAAACAGCAUCGACCGAAAGUCCUCAACCUCAUUAGCCUGGAGUUCUCUGACACAAAGAUGUCAAAGCUGGUGGAGGUUCCUGAUGUGGCUCAGAAGAUGUCCUGGGUGGAGAACUACUGGCCCGACGACUCCUUCUUCCCCAAACCCUUUGUCCAGAAGUACUGCCUCAUGGGGGUCAAGGACAGCUACACAGACUUCCACAUAGACUUUGGAGGCACCUCCGUCUGGUACCAUGUUCUCUGGGGUGAGAAGAUCUUCUACUUGAUCAAACCCACUCCCGCCAACCUUGCACUAUAUGAGGCAUGGAGCUCCUCGCCCAAUCAGAGCGAAGUGUUCUUUGGGGAUAAAGUGGACAAGUGCUACAAGUGUGUCGUGCCCAAAGGAACCACACUGCUCAUCCCUACAGGCUGGAUCCAUGCUGUUCUCACCUCUCAGGAUUGCAUGGCAUUUGGAGGGAACUUCCUUCACAACCUCAAUAUUGGCAUGCAGCUCAGGUGUUACGAGAUGGAGCGUCGUCUGAAAACUCCAGACCUCUUUAAGUUUCCGUACUUCGAGGCCAUCUGUUGGUAUGUGGCCAAGAACCUCCUGGAAACGCUCAAAGAGCUACGAGAGGACAGCUGUCCGCCUUCGACCUAUCUGGUGGAGGGAGUCAAGGCUUUAACCGGUGCACUGAGGACGUGGUUGAAAAGAGAGGUGACCUUGCCCAGCAGUGAGGUACCGGACAAUAUCAGGCCCAACCAUCUCAUUAAAGAGCUGACCAAGGAAAUCCGCUACCUGGAGGAGGAGCCAGCCAACGGUAGCAAGCCAGUGAAAUCUCAGGGAAGCGGGUGCGCAGUAGCGUCCGGGUCAAACGGCUGCCCGGCCACUCGCUCCACUCUGGAGAGGCUGUGCCAGGCUCGUCGGGCGAGGAGGGCUGCCAGGAGGCUGAGGGAGCAGCAGCGACAGGCCCCCAAACUGCCCACCAACCUGGACAUCCUGGAGCGGCACACCAGGGAGGUGCUGAAGCGGCUGGAGGUGGGACCGCUGGAGGAGGAUGAAGCGUUUUGUGCCAAGGUCCACGGGAAGCUCAACAAAGUGUCAACUGCAUCGGCAGCUGCUGCAGAGUCUCUGGACAACAACCACCUGCGACUCAUGCUGGUCAACGGCAGGAUUAUCAGAGAUUUACGGCAGCCAGCCAUUAGCCCGGUGAAGACGGAGGGCGAGAAGUCAUCUGACGGCCACGACCCACCAAAGAGCUGUGUGGAUGUGAAGUUUGAGCGGACACAAGAGCAGCACAGCAUGGUGGAGAAACCCAUACUCCUCAGGGGUCUGGAGAGGAUGAAGACUGAACUCAGGGAAGAAGUCUCAGGACACUCAAGUGUGUCAGACGGGGAGUCGGACAGCGACUCUCGCGCAGAGCCUAAAGCAUCGUCUUCAUCGUCGUCAUCAUCAUCGUCGUCGUCAUCAUCGUCAUCAUCGUCGUCGUCUUCGUCUUCUGGGGAGGAUUCCGAGAGUUCCCAGGAGGAAGAUGAGGACGAAGAGGAGAGGAGGAGCUCGUCUCAGCAGAAAGGCUCAGGGCACACUAUCGAGCUGGACCAGUCGGGCCAGAAACUCAGGCACAAACACAAACCACUCAAACGAGAACGUCCUACCUCACCCAGCACAGCAGAGGCCAUUCAGGGGAUGCUGUCUAUGGCUGGUCUGCUGUGCUCCUCUGAGCCCGAGAAGGUAGCCUCGUCCCAGGAGUCCUGGUGGUCCGGCUCCGGCCAGUGCUCGCCGCGGGACCAGAGGGAGGCGCCGAAGCACCGACUGCAGGGGGAUAAGAGCCCCAUGGACAGCCAGGGCAACAGCAGCGAGGCCUGGGACAAUCAGGGGCUCCCCAGCCCUGAGGCAGAUUACCAGUACUGUGACCCCUCCAUGUCUCCACCUCUGCACCCCUCCAAGAGGCACGCCCCCAACCCCCCACCCAUCAGCAAUCAGGCCACCAAAGGCAAGAGGCCCAAAAAAGGAAUGGCCACCGCCAAGCAGAGACUGGGAAAGAUCCUGAAGCUGAACAGACACAGUCACGUCUUUGUGUAACGCUCCGAACCUUCUCAACCUGCAGAAAGAACAACACGGGAAGAAGAGGAAACCUUUUUUGUGUAUCUGUUUCCAGACACGUGCGCGCUGUAGGAAGAGGAAGGGAGGAAACGAAAACAGAACACUGCCUGGAGACCAUGAGACUGAACAUGACAAACAAAAACACGCUCACUGUGCAUGCUUAGGAGACAGGGUAUCCAUUAGAAAUAAGCAAGCGCACGAUUUUCACCACAAGCACACUAAGAACAAAAACAAGGAGCUCGAGACGAGACGCUUGUUCUGAAAUGUUCUGCUGCAGGGAACGCUGGAGUCAAGCUCCUGAGGGCAUUUUUUUUUAAACGGACUAAGGAGAGAAAGGAGGUCUACCAAACCCAGAAAAAAAAAAGAAUGAAUGAAUGCUUCAUCGGCAUCACAUUCACCAACCUCUCCUCUCACUGCUGAACGCACCACCUCCCCACAAUCCUUCACUUGCUUCACGGCUUUUUGCGCUGAGCCGACGAGGACGGAGGAGCCGGUGAGAAGGUGAGACGGAGCGGUGUCUUUAGCAGGGUGUGUGUUUCCCCGUCGCACCCCGAGCGGCGGGCGGUUAAAAAAAAAAACGAGGUGCUAAGGAGGAGAACUGAUGUUUCAAAAUGGUGCUUAUUGUUUGUACUUUUUUCUCCACUCAUGCUCGACCCCCUUGAUCCUUCUCCCUUUAUCUCAAUCACACCAGCAAUAAUGACUUUGAGGAGCGGGCUGUGAGAGGCAGCACUCUGGAGCAUCCCUCUCUCCUCCAUCUGUCUGUCUGUGCGUCCACAGACUCACCUCUCAGUGCUCGACACGCUCAGAACUCUGCACUGUGUCGAUCCUGGAGGAGCGUGUUGCCCAAAGUGCUCCCUCUCUGUUUGAAAUAGGAAUUACGAGUCCUCGCGACUCCAGCUUAAUUUAUUCUCGUUUAUCUGUGAUGUUGAUUUUUUUAACGUGUUAUUUUUAUGGAUUCUGAAUGAUGUAUUUAUUAAUUGACAGAGAUAAUGAUUUAUUAUAUUUUGACCCUACCACCUCAGCUAUUCUGAGAGUUUGUUCCUCUUCUAGGGUUCCUCUUUCUUUGUUUUUUUUAUCUUUAACAGAUACCUUUUUGUAAAUGUGGAUGUUUUAGAGUUAAUGUGAUCUUCCUCUGUUCAGUAGCAGUUUACCUUCACAUCUUUUCUUACCCUCUCUGCUGUCACACCCCUCACACCCCCUCUCCCCCUACACACACACACACACACACGUUGAAUAGACCCUGUGUUUUGAUUCCCGUCUGUUCUGGUUUCCUCUUCUCUCUGUAGCCGGAGACGUUGGGCGAUGUGCGAAUAGAAACGAGGUUAGGUCGUCAGCUUCCACAUCCACAACCUGCAGCCUGUUGCACCAGCUGUGUGUAAGUUGAGUCCUAAGUUAGGGUGUAAAGUCCUCACUGAGCCACACGUUGAAACUAAUUAGUCUGUAACCUAAGUUGAGUCGAUGUUUGGUGGUACCACGGAGACAUAAGGUUCAUCUUAACGAGUAGACCGUAUAGGGUUGUAAAGGGGUGGACAGUUUCUGGUAAAUUUCCAUGGGAAGUUAAGCUGGGGAAUUUUGGAAAUAUUCCAAAUUGGAAACUUUCCAUUGGAAUUUAUGGGAAUUAACUGGGAAUUGAGGGUAAUUUAAUGGAAAAGUAUCAUAUCCAGGUAUAAAUAUGUUUUUGUUAUAAGCAGACAUCCAAAAUAAUACAAGUAAAACAGAUUUAUUUCUAAGUAGAACUUUAUGAAGUUUUAAAUAUUUGAUUGAACAAUCGAUUCUAUCAUUAAAGAACAAAAACAUGAAUGUUGAGUUAAAUAGCUGGUUGUUUUAGUCAGGAUUAUGCUAAAACAUAUUUUCCCCAGCUAUAUUUAAGUUCCCUGUUAAGAGCCAACCUUCAAUUUAGUCAUUAAUUCCCAUGAAAAGUUUCCAACUUUGAAAAUUCCCAGAAUUUUGCAACCCUGAGACCGUAACGUCCAAACUAACCAAAACAUUGUCGCAGAUCUGACGUUUAAACUUCAGCCAAUCAGAGGAAAGCACCAAUUUUGAUGCUUCGUUAUCUUUCGUGCCUAAUCGUCUCUGAACUGAGGAACAGCUGAAACAAACUUCUGUUACUGUCAGGGAACAACAACAGAAGGUAGAUCUUGAUAAAGUGUCACAGUAAGGUGAUAGCUAUUGUCUAAAUCAGGGGCGUCAAACUCAUGUCAGUUCAGGGGCCACAUACAGCCUGAGUUGACCUCAAGUGGGCCGGACCAGUAAAAUCGUAAUAUAAUAACCCUAUAAAUAACAAUAACUCCAAAUUUGUCCCUUUUUGUUUUGGCGCAAAAAAAGUACAAGAACAUUCUAAAAUUGUUCACAUUUAAUGAACUCUCUUUUUUCAAAAACUGCUGUUGAAUUUUUUUGCCAUGAUGAGUCUCAUAGUGGGGCCGAAUAUGAUAUUCUUUAAGGACUGAAACCUAGGCUCCUUCCAAAAACAGUGGAUCCACCGCUUCUACAUAUACAUAAACUUCAGUGUUGGAUUUUAGUGCUCUAAAAAGUCUAUGAAAUUCAACCAGAUUAUGCAAACUACAAAUGUCAUUUUUCCUCCUCAUAGAAAAAAAGUCCUGGAGCGCCGUUCAGUUUGAUGGAAUGCGCCCCCCAGAGGACAAAUUUGAAAUGGCAGUUACUUUUAUUGAAAAAUUGAUGUAAAUGUCUUCUCUGCAAUUUUUCACUUUGUAUCCCACGAGCCGGAUUGGAACCUCUGGUGAGCCAGUUUUGGUCUGCGGGCUGUAUGUCUGACACCCCUGGCCUAAAUCCUUAAUCUACAGUGUUUAUAAUAACAGUGACAUCUAGUGGUAGAAUCAUCAACUACAACAUACAUUAAUAUUCUAGAGUGCAAAUCUUGCUCAUCAUAUUUUACGAAGGAUGUAAUCUCUCGUUGCCGAAGUAAUCUAGCUGGGAGAACCCUCUAUCUCCACAUCCUCCAAAUCAUCCCACCUUUCAAAAGAACGCGGUACUCUACGGCGGACUUUACACCUACUAGGAGCCAAGUGUAAGAAUUAAGUUGGAACUAUCUGAGCUGGUGCAACGCCCAAAACGUUAGUAGAGUGUGAACUCAUCCUAAAUGAGAGUACGUUCAAACUAGGCUACGUUUAAACUUUCACCCACCUGGUGCAACAGGCUGCUGGUCUUUGUUUCCUGACUUGUGCCACUUAUCAUUUAGCAAAAAACAAACAAGUAUUCUGAGCCACUGUGGUCGAUCCAAAGUAGUCGAUGUAUUGAGAAGACGUGAACGUUUGAGGAACUGAUGUGGGGAUGAGUGACUUUUUUCUAAGAUUUCAAAAAAAAAAAAAACCCAGUGCUGAUGUGAGGUGUGUGUUUUGCUCGGAGUGUGCAGUUCUUCACUCUCAGGGAAUGAUGCCAUGGACAUAACCUUCGAUUAACCAGCAGCCACGUCAGUCACGCCGCAGACGGGACGCUCUCACCCUCCCGCUCCCAGGACGCCGAGGUUUGCUGUUUUUUUCCUCCAUCGCUCUGAAAUCACUUCCUGAUGUUGUUUUCACCGGCUUGGUCUUCAUCCUUUUUGGCGAACUUUUACACCUUCUGUUGUUGAAUUUGCUUCCUAACACUGAGCUCAGUAUUACACACAUUCAGUUGACCCCCCGUGUAAACGACACUGUUGCCACGUAGCUUUAAGGACAGCGUGAAAGCUUUGCUCAGGUUGACUUGUAGUGACUGUGAUCAUCAUCCAGCCCUGACGAGGUGUUCUACGUCCCCCCCUGACCAGACUGAUUUCCUUUUUUCCUACACUACACUUCCACCUUUAAACUCUUUGCAUGCUGAAUCACUGAACUCUCAGAGCUGGCCCGCAGGCAGGGUUUGUUUGAAGCUGUACGUUUUCAUCCUUACAGAUCUGUCCCUCUUUGCUUUGAUAUGCAGCUCUUUAAGCAUUUGUGUUUCGUGCGUUGGUUCUUGAGAUGUUUUCUUUCCAGAUUUAAAGUAUACAAACACUGGCUAACUGUGACACUGUUGAUGCAUUGCAUUUUGUUUCUGCAUUUCAAAAAUUGCGUGUAAAUAAAACUAAUGAAAUGAG
This is a messenger RNA of Notolabrus celidotus (New Zealand spotty), 6723 nucleotides long. RefSeq names its product lysine (K)-specific demethylase 7Aa (gene kdm7aa). Gene Ontology annotation, molecular function: histone demethylase activity; transcription coregulator activity. The record is from RefSeq and is a predicted model, not a curated record. Gene Ontology annotation, biological process: regulation of transcription by RNA polymerase II; protein demethylation. Bases 30 to 2636 code for a protein of 868 amino acids. Lineage: Eukaryota; Metazoa; Chordata; Actinopteri; Labriformes; Labridae. The transcript is spliced from 18 exons.